Molecule: messenger RNA, 456 nt
Organism: Colletotrichum paranaense
Lineage: Eukaryota; Fungi; Ascomycota; Sordariomycetes; Glomerellales; Glomerellaceae
Exons: 2
Coding region: 1-456 (151 amino acids)
Source: RefSeq, a predicted model, not a curated record
AUGUCGGACAAGUCCACCGUUGUCGAAGAGGAAUAUGAUGUGCUUCUAUGCCCUGCCCAGUACUCUGCAAAGACAGAUACGCCAGCGGCUAUCUCGAGGUCGUCGCCAGCACAGUGGGAGCUUGUUUACGAGCCAAGUAUCGUCGCAUCCCACCCCCUCUACGGUUCAUCUCCGCCUGCUUGGCCCGUUCUGGCGAAGAAGUGGAUGGGAUGUUGGACGGAGGAUGGAGAAAUAAGGUCCGGAUCCACCCGGGCGGGAUAUGCUCGACACUGGAUGACCGUUGGAGUUGGCAUGGUCGAAAGGGAAUUUGAGGAGCUCAAGACCACAAUUGGCACAAUUUUUGCGCGUGAUGUGGGCACCGUCGGGGGCCCUGGACGUUGCGUUGCCAAGCUGCGUAUUCGCUGCACCCCUUCAUCUCAGAGCUCGCUCAACGGGAUGGCCCCACGUCGGGUGUGA